GAUAGAUUGUCUCGUUCGCUUAGCUUUGGGUCGUCGUGGCGUCCGUGUAAUUGCUACAGUUUUCGAUAAGAUAACCCAAAAGCUUUGUUUAACAUUUGUUGUCGAGGCAUCUACAUCAAGAUUUAUAAAUAAUGGCGGGAGUUGAAAACUAGCUGAACAGAAAUCUAUCGUGAUUCAGAACCGCCCCUGUGUUUGCACAGAUAAACAGCGCGUACGUUUUUGUAGGUUUGCGUAAACAAUGGGGGCGUUCUGAAACACCCAAUAGGAGAGGAUUGAGUGUACCUGCAGGGCUUUCCUUGGCAUUUAAUAGCUGUAGGAAAGUCUCAGCGUUUGGAGGUGUUUGACCUCGACUCUCUCUCCCCUCUCCCUCUCUCUGAAGUCGAGCAAGAAGAAGUAGGAGGCUCACCAUGGCUUGCUGUUAGUUUGGGUCGGGAGUCAGGAGCAACUGAUCAGGGGGCUUUCAUGGUGGAGAGGGAGAGAGAUGAGGGAGAAGCAAUGGCCUUGUACGGGCCACGGCAUGAAGGAGCAGCGGCAGGAGGAGACGAAGCCGGAGAGGCAGUGGAGAAGGAGCAUGAAGAGGCGGAGAAGGAGAAGAAGGACAAGGAGGAGCUGGAAGAGUGGUCCGAGAUAAGGCUGGCCAUCGCGGAGCUCUCCCCGAUCAGCCGCGGCAAACUGUCAUCGUCGCCUCCCACUCUGCCUUUUCUCAGCAUCUCCCUGCUCCUCCUCCAGGUGCUCGAUAAGAUUGGUCCGACAAUGGCUGUGCUGCGGCUCGACGUCCAACGGAACAUCGAGAGGCUGCAGGAGUUAUACUUGCUGGACCCAUCUAAAUACUCCACUUUGACGGCGAUGGUGGAGAAAGAGGCCGAUGAGGGCACGGCAAGGAAGGCCGAUAGCUGUGCAAGAGCUGUACUGUGGCUCACUAGGUAA
Molecule: messenger RNA, 927 nt
Organism: Lolium rigidum
Lineage: Eukaryota; Viridiplantae; Streptophyta; Magnoliopsida; Poales; Poaceae
Product: glycolipid transfer protein 3-like
Exons: 4
Coding region: 463-927 (154 amino acids)
Biological process (GO): ceramide transport; intermembrane lipid transfer
Cellular component (GO): cytoplasm; cytosol; membrane
Molecular function (GO): ceramide 1-phosphate binding; ceramide 1-phosphate transfer activity
Source: RefSeq, a predicted model, not a curated record